Tinamus guttatus (white-throated tinamou) is the source of this 897-nucleotide messenger RNA. It is a transcript of the gene TSPAN18, whose product is annotated as tetraspanin 18. The record is from RefSeq and is a predicted model, not a curated record. NCBI's taxonomy places the organism in Eukaryota, Metazoa, Chordata, Aves, Tinamiformes, Tinamidae. Gene Ontology annotation, cellular component: plasma membrane.
UGAUCCAUGGGACACGCAGGCUGUUAAAGAUUAGAAAAAUUACUGCACUUCAAGUCCCAGACUUGCAAAGGAAUAAUUGGAUCAAGCAGCCUGGAGACCAUGGAGGGAGACUGCCUGAGCUGCAUGAAGUACCUGAUGUUUCUUUUCAAUUUCUUUAUAUUUCUGGGAGGAGCAUGCCUGCUGGGCGUCGGGAUCUGGGUCAUUGUGGAUCCUACAGGUUUCCGAGAGAUAGUGGCCGCCAACCCUCUCCUCUUCACGGGAGCGUACAUCAUGCUGGCCAUGGGAGCGAUGCUCUUUCUGCUGGGCUUCCUCGGCUGCUGUGGGGCCAUCCGCGAGAACAAAUGCCUCCUGCUUUUCUUCUUCAUGUUUAUUUUGUUAAUCUUCCUGGCAGAGCUUUCAGCUGCAAUCCUGGCUUUCAUCUUCAGAGAAAAUCUGACCAGGGAGUUCUUCACCAAGGAGCUGAAGAAACAUUAUCUGAGGAACAAUGACACGGACGUCUUCUCUUCCACCUGGAACUCUGUUAUGAUCACAUUUGCCUGCUGUGGAGUGAAUGGACCAGAAGAUUUUGAACCUGUCUCUCAUAUCCCACACUUACCUUUGGAAGAAGCGCCACCAGAGGCUUGUUGCCAGCGACAGCUCCAAACGCAGGAAGGGAUGUUUGUGGACAGAGAGGCCUGCCUCGAAGGGGUGGAGAGAUUUCAGAAUCGGCAGGGCUGUUACACUGUGAUCCUGAACUCCUUUGAGACCUACGUGUACCUUGCAGGAGCCCUUGCCAUCGGCGUUUUGGCCAUCGAGCUUUUCGCCAUGAUCUUUGCCAUGUGUCUCUUUCGAGGGAUCCAGUAGACAGAAGCCUAUGAAUCACCACACUGACCCCCACAUGCUCAGAAGAAAGAAGGA